Messenger RNA from Sorex araneus (European shrew), 1239 nucleotides. RefSeq names its product chromosome 11 C10orf82 homolog (gene SPMIP5). NCBI's taxonomy places the organism in Eukaryota, Metazoa, Chordata, Mammalia, Eulipotyphla, Soricidae. Bases 372 to 1121 code for a protein of 249 amino acids. The transcript is spliced from 6 exons. The record is from RefSeq and is a predicted model, not a curated record.
UGGUCUGGAAGUCUAGCCGGACCCUGUGAUCAUGGUGGACCCAGGUGAGAGACUGAGGGCUGGGGCAGGGGCGCUGUCCCACAGUCUCACGCAGAGUAGGAGCUCUCUAGCCCCUGGCUGACCCUCACGACCAGCACAUCAAGGCUUCAGGCUCCUUUCUUCCGCCGCUUCCAGGCAGGCCUCUAGGUGCAACUGUCGAGUCCACCCCCUACUUGAGCGCUACCCCCACCAGCCUACAGCCCACUGGGUGCGACUCCCAUCCCCAGCAUACCCUUGCAGGCAGCAACACCCUGCCCCUCAGACUCUGGGCGCGAGAGCCUUCAAGCACUUUUAUUUGGAGUGGGAGCCGACUGUGUGGAGAGAGCAGAAAAAUGGAAUCUAAGGUCUUCAUGGUCCAGCUGCCGGUCACACCAGGCUACAGUGGUUUCGUGCCCUACCUUAGCUGCCAGGGCAUCGCCGAUGAGGACAACAUGUCCCACUGUCUGCAGACCUUCCGGGAGAUCACACGGGAGAAAAAGGAGCGGCAGAGGAAGCUGCAUGCUGAAGUGGCUGCGGUCCCGCCGCUGACGCCCAUCUGCUCUGAAAAGACGCUCCUGGGAGUGCUGUACCAGUACUACCAGCGGUACCACCCGCUGAGCCUGGAGAUCAAACACAUAAAGAAACCCCUGUGUGAGCCCCCCAUCCCGGGCUGGGCUGGCUACCUGCCGAGGGCCAAGGUUACAGAGCUGGGUUGCUCCGUGCGCUACACGGUCGCGAGGAACUGCUACCGGGACUUCAUGGAUGUAUUAGAACGAGCCAAGCGUGGACACAAGAAACCCUACGAGGAGAUAUACGGAGUUAAGUCAAAGCAGGAGCCUCCUGGUCCUGUCCCCAAGGUCUUGCCACAUGAUGACAUGUUGCCAGAUGAUCCGAAUUUCUCUGUCCCAAGUGGCAGCGUUUACCCCCUGGGAAGGACUCCCCGAGAGGGCUGCCGUCUGGGGAUGGAUGGCUUCGCUCUGAGGCCCAGCGUUUCCUGCAGUCGGAGGUUCCAGCUCAAACCUCUGCCCUCGCCCAAGCCCUCUGAGGGCCGGGAGCCUGCACCGCCUCCCACAGAGGCGGCCUUAAGGGAGGCCCAAAUCUGAGCACCAGCAGCUCCCAACACCCCGACAGGCCCUCGGGAAGUUUCAGCGUCUGCCUGCCACGAUGGGUCGGCCACGGCAUGCUGUUCAUGAUUGAGACGGUUUCUUGUCAUGUGGGAUU